Haliotis rufescens (red abalone) is the source of this 3204-nucleotide messenger RNA. RefSeq names its product DNA polymerase iota-like. The coding region runs from base 65 to 3193 and encodes 1042 amino acids. The record is from RefSeq and is a predicted model, not a curated record. Gene Ontology annotation, molecular function: damaged DNA binding; DNA-directed DNA polymerase activity. The transcript is spliced from 9 exons. NCBI's taxonomy places the organism in Eukaryota, Metazoa, Mollusca, Gastropoda, Lepetellida, Haliotidae. Gene Ontology annotation, biological process: translesion synthesis.
GUAACUUCCUGAACAGGAAAUAAACAUUAUCGCGGGUGGCAGUAUCACAACAAGGUUGCCUGACAUGGAUUCCGACGUUGACGAUGAUGUGCAGUCGGACGGCGAAGAUUGGAGCCGACCUGUUGCCGAAGUUGGAACAGUAAUUCAGCCGUCCGUUCUCAAUAAGUCGAAUACACAAUGCGAGUCCAUGUUGGUGUCUAAACUGGGUCACAAGAGAACCAUCAUCCACAUCGAUAUUGACUGCUUCUACGCUCAGGUUGAAAUGAUUCGCAACCCUCAACUACGCCGCAAACCACUCGGAAUACAACAGAAGUACAUCAUCGUUACAUGUAACUAUGUGGCGAGGGAGAGAGGGCUGACGAAGCUGAUGAGCAUCAAGGACGCCAGGGAGACAUGUCCGGACCUCGUUCUGGUCAACGGCGAAGACCUCACCCACUACAGAGAGAUGUCCUACAAGAUUUCAGAAUUUCUCCAAAAGUACACCCCAAAGGUGGAGAGACUGGGUUUUGAUGAGAACUACCUGGACGUGAGUGACAUGGUGGAGCAGCGACUGGCGCUCAACGAUGACACACACCAAGCUGGCUUUGUGUACGGAGCUGAAACAGGGACUCAAGUGUCUACCUGCUCCUGUGGAUGCCAUCUCCGUCUGGCGGUGGGGUCUCGGAUAGCGGCAGACAUCCGGGAAGCUCUCCAUGAGGAGCUGGGUAUCACCUGCUGUGCUGGCAUAGCUCACAACAAACUGCUGGCAAAACUCGUGGCAGGGACGCACAAGCCCAAUCAACAGACCACCCUGUUCCCAAACAACACCUCCACGCUCCUCUCAUCACUGCCAAAGGCAAGAAGUAUACCAGGAGUAGGCUGGAACACAUCCAAGAAGUUGGCUGAAGCUGGCGUCCACGGCGUUAUGGACUUACAGGAGUGUGACCUGGCCACUCUGACAGAGGAAUGUGGCACUACAAUGGCUGUCACCAUCAAACAGCUGAGUCAUGGAGUGGACGACUCCCCUGUAGUGCAGUACAGUCUCCCACAGACAAUCAGUGAUGAAGAUUCCUUCAGAAAGUGCAACACCAUGGCACAGACUCAGCAGAAGAUUGACAACUUAUUGUCCAGUCUCCUUAAGAGGCUGGUAGAGGAUGGUCGGACUCCACACACGUUCAGGCUGACAGUGCGGAGAGCAGAGUAUCAGAAGUACACCAAAAGAGAGAGCAAGCAAUGUCCUGUGCCAGCACACGUCUUCCAGAAAGUGGGAAAGGGUGAUGUCUCGUUUGCCCAUGAGUUCCUGAGAAAAACAUCUAUGUCUCUGUUUGAGAAAAUUAUCAAUGUGAAACAACCUUUCCAUCUCACUUUGAUCAAUGUAGCCUUUGCAAAACUGCAGCAAAAAUCCAAAAGUGACAUCAGUAGCUUUUUCCAACUCCCUCGAGGACAUGAGAGGGUGGGUGUAGAGAGGGAGGUACCAUCCCAGAUGGAUGUGGAUGAGGAACUCUCACCGGGACCUGUGAAGAACAAGAUCAGUGAACACUCUUCAAGGGAGAGUAGUACACUGAAUACAGAGAUUUGUCAUUUGAAUGAUCAAUAUGUUGGUCUAGCUGGAAAGAGUUUGGAAAGCCCAGUUAUGUCAGAUAAUGAUACUAACAUAUCACUGAAUCAGUCAGAUCAACUUAAUGCUCUAGUCAAAGAUGCUAACAGUUUGUCACCACACGUGAAAUCUGACAAGGGUAAAAUCGGUUUCUUCAAGAGAAAGGGGACUUCAAAAAUGGAUGGAUUUUACAAAGCUUCAGAUCUGUUACCUUUGAAUACAUUUGAAAGUAAUGAAAGGCCAGGAAUACUGUCCACAAGGGAAAAGCAUUUUAAGGAACUCAGUUCAACUUCUGAUUCUAAGGAAGAAACUCAUUGUAGUAAGGCUGAUGUUCAUAGUGGAGAAAUCUCAUCUCUAUCAAGCACCACUGCCUAUGAGGACCAUGGCCUUUUUCCACCCCCAAUGGACCAGACUGUGGGUCGUACUGCAUCACUUCCUGAUGGUAUUGAUGCAGACGUGUUUCAUCAGCUGCCACCAGACAUGCAACAGGAUAUCCUAGCUGACUGUCGAUCAACAAGGUCAGGACUUUACACAUCAGAUCACUCCACUGGACAAGAAAGAGGAAGAAGACAAAUGAAAAGAAGACAAAAUAACUCAUUACGACCAUCUGGAUCUGUUAGCUUACCUAUGUCUGACAUUGCCAGGGAUGAGUGUUCCAAUGGGUUAAGAACUCCUGAAAAAGGAGCUAUUGAUUCCACUGAUAAUGUCAGCCCAUUCAAGAAGAAAAAGAGGCUGUUCAGUCCAAGUAAGUCUUGGGCCACUGCUUUGACAGAAGCUGAUGAUAAUAAUAACAUGUUUACUGAUUCAGAGAACAUGAGUAAGGCAGACUGUGCUGCUGCUGCUGCUGCUGCUGCUGAUGAUGAUGAUGAUGAUGAUGAUUAUGAUGACAAUAUGCUCAUACCAACAUGUAACAAUAGUGAUCAGGUUGCCAGUGGAAAGGUCAGUGAACGGAAUAUUUGUCCGGGAUCAUCAUCAGUCAUUCUGCCAUGGAUUGAUAGGUUUGAUUGUGAAAGCACUGUGGAUAAGGUAAGUCAUGCAGCUGGUGAUUCAUUAUUCAGCAACAGUCACAAUUCAGCAGAUUUCAUUGAAAGUAGAAAGUCAAAGAUUCAUGUGACAAUACGCAAAUAUUCCUCAGCAGCAUCAACAUCAACACAACCACCACCAACUACACCAUCGGCAGCAACAAUUAAAUCAGCUUCAACAACAAAACCUUCAGCAUCAACAAAACCUUCAGCACCUGCAAGACAAUUGGUAUCAACAGCACUGCAAAAGUGCAUAACAGCAGCAGAAUCAACGACACCUUUAUCAGCAUCUUCUUGUCACAGUCGAGGAACAUUGGUUGCAGAAGCUGGAGGAGACACCAGUACAUCCGAGCCUGUGUUCAAGAUGAUGACGGGUCCAGCUCCUUCUGUACCACCCAAUACAGAUCCUGAAGUGUUCCGAUCACUCCCCAUUGAGAUCCAAGCAGAGUUGGCUCUUCAGUGGGAAUUCAAAAAUAUGAGAAGUACCACCUCACACAUGGGCAGAAUUAGAGAAUCAAAGAAGAAAAGUCCAAAGAGUUCCAAGAACACAAUGCCAAAGUCCACAACAUUGUUUAGAAGUGGAAAUAAAAAAUGAUUUAUUAUCAA